This is a messenger RNA of Effrenium voratum, 1155 nucleotides long. The record is from the annotation of a GenBank genome assembly. Lineage: Eukaryota; Dinophyceae; Suessiales; Symbiodiniaceae.
AUGGCUGUGAACUAUGCAGAGAACAACGUCAUUCCUGUCAUGGUGGCGUGCUUGCAGUUGCUGCUCCGCGGUUAUGAGAUCGAGGGAGGGGCGCCUACAACUCCCGAGGUGGAGGUGGCAUUUGAGCUAUUCGGGGACGACCGACUGCCAGUGGAUGGCUGGUCAUACAUCGCCUACUGCUUGGAGGUGUGCUUGCAUGUGCUGUCCCACUGGUCCUGCACCAAGCUGGCCGCCCCGAAGGCGCCCGAAGUGCUGGACCCGGGCGCGGCGCCGGUGCGGCUGGCCUCUGCAGGUGUGGUGGAUGUCUUAGCUGAGCUGAUUGACGCGCCUGCCGCUGGCGUGGAGCUGCGGGGGCAGCCUCCUACGGCCUUGGUGCAGAAGGCUUGCGAGACGCUCCAAGCGCUGUUCGAGCGCAACGGGCACAUUUGCCUCUUCUGCAUGAAGCACUAUGCGGAGGUGAAGCAGAUCCUUCUCGUGGGUUGCGACAGUAUUGUGGCAGAUCCUCUGAGUAAUCAUCCCGAGAUGCAGCAGGAGGCCAUCGACCUGUUCACCAGCGCCUUCGAGAAGUUUGCAAUGAAGGAUGAGCGGCUGAGCCGGAAACUGCUGAAGGCCUUGACGGUCCUCUUCGAGUCCUCCUACCAGCUGGUUGUCUGGUUUCUGCAGCAGCACCCGCUCAGGGCCCUGGCAGAGCUCCAGAGCCUUGACGCCCACAUCGAGGCCGUGCGCGCCGUGGCCAGGGCCGGCUACUGGAGCGCAGAGGAUGCGCCCCUGUUGCCGGACUGCGUCGCUGCGCUGACUGGCACCAUGCUGGACGCGGUGGAGGGGCACUUGGACUUCUCGAAGCCGCCCAGCGGCUCCGGGCGCAGGGUCGUCGACUUGACCGAGGCGGAAGAGAUUGCCGCGAGCUGCACAGCCUCGGUGCUGCAUUUGAUGCUGAUCGACCCUUCGCCCCCCACGGUUCAGCAGUGCCUGGCUCGAAGCCUCGGCAAGCGGCCCAGAGAUGGCGAUGACCUGCCGCCGCUGGAAGAGGCGGAUGGAUCGAUCUCCUCUGAAGAAGCCGUGAAUACCUUGAUGAAGAUCAUGCAGGUGUUUCCCUCGUCGGAUCGGCUCCAGAUGAACUGCCAGCAUAUUCUCACGUCACUCCUUGGGGAGUGA